CCGGGCUAAGAAGUAAGAACCAGUUUUCAUUUUAACAUUUGCUUAUUUGAUAGUGCAGUCACUCCCUGCUCACCUCCUCAUCGGACACACCUCACAUAGACAACGCAGCAGCUCAUCUCUCUUUAGCAUUUCCCGUUCCUUCUCAUCGGCACUGAAAAGUACAAGUCCCUUGGGAAAUCCACGCUACCGUGGGUGGAACAGAAAACGAAGAUUUUUGGACUUGUGAAUCUCGGGAAAGAUUGAAUGAACAGGAAAACUUGGCAUUCGAGCAUUUUAAACUGUGAAGAGAUAAAGAAAAGUUAAUUUUGUGUAUUUUUUGCCAUUAUGAUACGGCAUAGCCCUGUUUCCCUGUCUUCCCAGAUCUAUCUUUCUUUCCCAUAAGCCCUUCAAUGGUUUCCUCAAUUUGUUGGCUUGAUUUCAUCUCUCUCUCUCUCUCUCUCUCUCGAGCAUUCAUUUUCUUGCCUACUUUGCUUUUACGGUGCAUUUAAGGUGUAAAAUAUCUUUCGCAAUGGUAUGUACAUAUUUCCCCCAUCUGGUGGUCGGUGAAGUUUUGUCGCUUCUUUGUGCUAAGAAAUGCUCAAUUGAGGUUGGGGGAUUUUAGGACUUCAUCUCCCCCACCAUUUUAGUGGUUGUGAUAAGAGAGAUGGGCAGUACUGGGGAUUACGGCCCUAAACCCAUUGAUGCGUGGGCAGGUGGUUUGGUCUGGGUCCGCCGGAGAAACGGUUCCUGGUGGCCAGGUCGGAUUGUGAGGAUAGAAGAGUUAUCGGAGAACAAUAUGAUCUCUCCAAGAUCUGGGACUCCUGUUAAGCUCCUUGGCAGAGAGGAUUCAAGUGUGGACUGGUAUAAUCUUGAGAAGUCAAAGCGGGUCAAAUCUUUCCGUUGUGGGGAGUAUGAUCAGUGCAUUGAGAAAGCUAAGGCUGCAGCAACCAAUUCUUCUAAGAAGAUUGUGAAAUAUGCCCGCAGAGAAGAUGCCAUUCUUCAGGCCCUUGAGAUUGAAAAAGCUUAUCUUGGAAAACAUAAUCCCAACUUGCUCUCAAGAUUAGAUGAUGAUCAUGAGCAGGAUAAAGCGGAUCAUAAUAUGGAAAAGGUAGAAGAAGAUUGUAAUAGUAGUUCUCAGAACAAUAAUUCCAGCUCAGCACCAGCUUUAUCUCAAUCUGGUGUGUCCUUUGAAAAGGAACCCAUGGAGGAUAGGGGACGGAUCCCAAUGCUUUCUCCAAGUUCCAAACAAACUCGUAAUGACUCAGAGGAUGAAGGACGUGGUAUACGUAUGCGGGGUCUUGAUGACUUGGUGGGGACAAAAUCACAAAAAAGGAAGAGGUGUCAGGUGGGCCACGUUCAUGAGUUUCUGAAAAAGAAAAGCCGCCGACGUGCCAUGGUGAAGGUUCUGGAGAGUACGGUUCUGGUGCCCGUUCCUGUAGUGUGUGAUGAAGGAAUUCUCAGUCCAAGUGUUUCAUCCGCACAUGACAUGUGUGAAAAUGGGAUACUCAUUGAAAAUGAGAGCAUUCCAGAGCUGCGAGAGGAUGGUUGUUUAGAUUCGUUAUUUGAUGUUCCAUUGGUGACAGAAGAAAAGCAUUCCGGAGCAGGUUUGUCCCCCCUUGUGUCAAGAGCAUCCCAAAAAGCUCAGUCUGAAGCCAGAGCACAAUCUAGCCAAAGUAGCCAAGUUGAGACUCCAUCAUUAAGGAAUGAUGAGCUUAAUGAGUCAGCUGGUACGAGUUCAGCUCACCGUGAUAUUAGUCAGUGGAUGGAAAAGGGGACUACCUCAGAGUGGCAGUCAAAAGGAAAGAGGAACUCAAGGCGGCACAUAAAUAAAAACAAGACACGAGGUCUGAGAAAAAUCACUGACAUUGAUGGUGAAUUCGAUGCAAAGUUGGCAGAAUGCCCUAAGUAUCACAAGUCAAUACCGGUCAUGGAGUUUGAGAAGCACAAAGGACCUGCAAUGGAGUCACCCAUGCCACAGAGGUUACUGCCACACCGUCAGUCCCGUUUUGUGGUCAACCCAAAGUAUGAUUCCUCGGCUUUCUGUCUCAGGCAUCAUAUAUCCGAUUCUUCAUUGUAUGAUGUCAAUGUGGAGGUGAAGUCCAGCUAUCGCCCACAGCAUGUUCCUUACGUUUCAUUAAUGACCAAACAUAACGGGCGGCCCAUCGUGGGCCACCCGAUCACUGUUGAAGUAUUAGAAGAAACUGGGCCAGGAUUGGAAUGUUUUAGGACUCCUACUAAGAACUGUGUAUUAGCAACUAAGUCACUGAAAUCAAAGAAGAUUAGGACAUUGUCUUCAUUAACAGGUUCUCAGAAGCAAAUUCAAGGUAAGAAAGUGUUAGUAGUAAAGCCUAAAGGCCCUGCUGUAGCAUGUGUGCCUUUGAAAGUAGUGUUCAGCAGAAUAAGUGAAGCAUUGAUGAAUAGUCCAAUCAGGGCUGCCCACCUGGUGAUAGGGCCCACUAUUGUGUGAUUAUACUUCAUUCUUUGCCUGCUUUAGCUCUGCACAUAUAAACCCUGUACAAUUAGUUGAGGUGUAAAGAAUGGUAAUCCAAUUUUUAGGCUUUGGUGAUUAGUUGAGUCAUAUCCAGUAUUUAGUUUAUGCUGCUACAACUGCUACUUGUACACAUUGAACUGACACUGUAAUUGUUUUUAUUUCUUUGUAAUUAAUAUUUAAUAUUGUGUUACUUUUGGUUUCAAAAAUGAA
Molecule: messenger RNA, 2680 nt
Organism: Cuscuta epithymum
Lineage: Eukaryota; Viridiplantae; Streptophyta; Magnoliopsida; Solanales; Convolvulaceae
Source: the annotation of a GenBank genome assembly